Molecule: messenger RNA, 1395 nt
Organism: Alternaria atra
Lineage: Eukaryota; Fungi; Ascomycota; Dothideomycetes; Pleosporales; Pleosporaceae
Exons: 3
Coding region: 1-1395 (464 amino acids)
Biological process (GO): D-serine catabolic process
Molecular function (GO): D-serine ammonia-lyase activity
Source: RefSeq, a predicted model, not a curated record
AUGGCAGACAUCAACCCUUUAUCCUCCUACCCGCUCCCCUCACACGCCUCUCUUCUCUCACAGUACCUAGGCCAGAAGCUGGAAGAUCUCCCCACUCCAGCCGUCGUCCUUGACCGCGCCAUCAUACGACGCAACUGCGAUGCCAUGCUUAGUAUUUGCGCAGAACUCAAAGUAGGGUUUCGUGCGCAUGUCAAGAGCCAUAAGACCCUUGAACUAUCAAAGAUGCAAGUCGGAGAAAGCGGUCCGGCAAACUUCAUCGUUAGCACGAUUGCUGAGGCAGAAAACCUGUUGCCAGAGCUACGCGAUGCGCAGGGCAAAGGGAGAGAAGCUAGUGUCCUGUAUGGCGUGCCAGUGCCUCAAUCCGGAAUUCCGCGUCUCAUCUCCCUAGCCUCGAAAUUGCAACCCAGAUCUGUCAGUGUCAUCAUCGACAACGAGAAUGCUUUUCUCAAAUUCCACGAUCGACUCACCACAUCGGAGACCAAGGUUGAGAUGGGAGUCUUUAUCAAGAUCGAUACUGGCUAUAAACGCGCUGGCGUCAAAACCUCGUCUCCCGCAUUCCCUUCGCUCGUCAAGACAGUAGUUGAGAAAAGUCAGGAACCAGGAUCUGGAUGCUUCAUGCAAGGCUUCUACUCUCAUUUCGGACAUUCGUAUGCCGGAUCCUCGGAAGACGAUGCCGCGAAUGGGCUCAUCGAGGAGCUGGUGGGCUUGGAAACAGCAAUCAAGGCUGUCCCAAAAAGCUGCAAUGAGAAGUUGGUGCUGAGUGUGGGCGCGACACCCACGGCGACAGCAGCACAGAACAUGCUGUCAAGCUCCAGCCCCAAGGUCCGGGAAUUCCAUAAAGUGCUUGGACGUCUACAGAAAGACCAUGUUGUUGAGCUGCAUGCUGGGGUGUACCCGGUGCUGGACUGCCAGCAAGUCGCUACACACGCAAGACCAUCUGCUUCUAGCGCAGCCACGUCAUCCUUCCAGCCUCUCGCUAAAUCGAACAUUGGCAUUAGGAUGUUGGUCGAGGUGACAAGCGUGUAUAACGAACGAUCGAAGCCUGAAGCCCUUGUGUCAGCUGGCUCUCUCGCGAUGGGUCGCGAACCUUGCAAGUCCUAUCCAGGGUGGGGAAUCGUCACACCUGUCCUGGGCAAUGCUUCUGCUAAGCACAUAUACGACGAGCGAGAAGAUAAGACGGGAUGGAUUGUAGGACGCAUCAGUCAAGAGCACGGAAUUUUGACAUGGGAGGGGGAGAGGAGCGAAUGCAACGAGUUGACAAUUGGUGACAAGGUUAUGGUUUGGCCAAACCAUGCAUGCGUGGCUGGUGCAGGAUUCGGAUGGUAUCUAGUGGUAGACUCGGAAUCGGAUGGAGAUAGGGUGGUGGAUGUCUGGAUCAGAUGGCGGGGCUGGUAA